GUUCGACGUGAAAGGGAGCAAAGGUGAGUGUGCUAUCUUUCACUCUUCCGUUCGAAAUAAUGCUUGUGGUGCAUGUGUUUAUGAUGUUUGUUAUACAGUUAUACAAGCUAUGAAGGUGUAUACCUGCGACAUUGUCACGCUUGACUGGUUGCUUGAGUCUGUUGAGGCGAAGAAGCAACUCCCUGGAAAAGAUUAUCUCUUCGAGACGAAGAAAAAGAACGAUACAAAGGACGAUAAUGCGUCUGCAGAUGAUACGAAAGACUCCAAGAAAUCAAAAAAGAGCAAGGAAGACGAUAAACCGCCCAAGAAGCGGCCACUUGAAGAAGCUCUCAAGGAAGAGGAUGAUGGCCACCUCGAUAAAAAGCAGAAAGAUGGCCAGCUGGCUAAAUCUAAGGAUCUGAAGGUGGAUGUCGACGACGGUUGCUAUCUGAGGACCAACCAUCGUGUCUACAUUAGUGAUGACGGUAUGAUUUGGGAUGCGACGCUUAACCAAACCAAUGCGGCUGCGAAUAAUAACAAAUUCUAUCGGAUUCAACUGCUUGAGAGCCAUACCGGAAACUCCUACAAAACAUGGACUCGAUGGGGCCGUGUGGGAGAGAUCGGUCAGAGUGCAAUACUAGGACAAAAUCUAGAGAGUGCAAUGGCUGAGUUCAAGAAGAAGUUCAAGGACAAGUCAGGUCUCACGUGGGAGAAUCGACUGGAUCCACCCAAAAAGGGGAAAUACACCUUCAUUGAGCGCAACUAUGAAGAGGAUUCAGACAACGAUGAAGAUGAAACGAAUGGCAAGAAAAAGAGCACAGAAGAGAAGAAAGAAUCGAAGGCAGUCGAAAGCACACUCUCGGUUCCAAUCCAGAACCUGAUGAAUUUUAUCUUCAACCAGGGGCAUUUCCUUUCCGCGAUGGCUCAAAUGUCAUACGAUGCUCGUAAACUGCCGCUGGGAAAGUUGAGCAAACGAACCUUGCGCGCAGGUUUCCAGAUUUUGAAGGAUCUUUCUGAUCUUUUUGCGGACCAUUCUCUCGCAAUGUCCAAAUAUGGUGUCUCGUAUCGGGAUGCGACGGAAGACCUCAGCAACCGUUAUUUCACGACGAUACCUCAUGUUUUCGGUCGUAAUAGGCCUCCUGUGAUCGACAAUGAGGCCAUGAUUAAGAGGGAGGUCGUGCUCUUGGAAGCGCUGACAGACAUGGAGAUUUCAAAUGAAAUCAUGAAGGACUCCUCCAAGGAUGAAGAAGAGAUCAACCGCCUAGAUCGCAUGUUCCAGGGACUAGGAAUGGAAGAAAUGACACCUUUGGACCACAGCUCUUCUGAGUUCAUGGAAAUCAAAGAUUAUCUCCUUGGGACGCACGGUUCGACGCACCACUUGCGCUAUCAGGUACUCGACAUCUUCCGCAUUGAGCGCCAGGGCGAGAACGAUCGAUUUAACAAAUCCCCGUAUGCAAAUCUUCCGAACAGCAAUCGCCGUCUCCUCUGGCACGGCUCUCGAAGUACCAACUUCGGAGGUAUUCUCAGCCAAGGUCUUCGCAUUGCACCACCAGAGGCUCCUGUCUCCGGAUAUAUGUUCGGUAAAGGUGUCUAUUUCGCAGACAUGUCGAGCAAGUCUGCCAACUACUGCUGGUCAUCCAGCAGUGCCAAUAUGGGUCUCUUGCUCCUCUGCGACGUGGAACUGGGUGAUCCAAUGCUCGAACUCACCAGUGCCAACUUCAAUGCCGGCAAUGAUGCAAAGGCGGGCGGUAUGCUGUCCACGCUGGGGAAGGGCAUGACAGUACCUCAGGGCUGGAAGGACGCGGGCUGCGUCCACCCGAGUCUAAAAGGCGUCAAGAUGCCUGAUACUUCGGCGCCUCUAGGUAGUUCGGGCGGAUUCCAUGGAUUGAUGUACAAUGAGUAUAUCGUCUAUGAUGUUGCUCAGAUCCGCCAAAAGUACUUGCUUCAUGUCCGCAUGUGAGCUGGAUUAACAGGUGCUUUAUGCGUUGAACGACAUCGCGACUUCUCCGAUAUUUUAUCAUUCUCGUUUGUUAAAAGGGCCACCGGCUGGCGUUUACGAAGCGGGUUUCGAGGUUCUAUCUUUGCUUUCUGUAUAAUAGCUCUUAUCUAUCUAAUUCGUGUCAGUAUUGAUAUCGAUAAAGUCCACGUUCAUCCAACCGGUCAUAGUU
Paecilomyces variotii is the source of this 2147-nucleotide messenger RNA. RefSeq names its product poly polymerase. The record is from RefSeq and is a predicted model, not a curated record. The transcript has 3 exons. Bases 110 to 1939 code for a protein of 609 amino acids. Gene Ontology annotation, molecular function: NAD+ poly-ADP-ribosyltransferase activity. NCBI's taxonomy places the organism in Eukaryota, Fungi, Ascomycota, Eurotiomycetes, Eurotiales, Thermoascaceae.